Amyelois transitella is the source of this 1804-nucleotide messenger RNA. RefSeq names its product CLIP domain-containing serine protease B4. The coding region runs from base 86 to 1021 and encodes 311 amino acids. The record is from RefSeq and is a predicted model, not a curated record. Lineage: Eukaryota; Metazoa; Arthropoda; Insecta; Lepidoptera; Pyralidae. Gene Ontology annotation, biological process: proteolysis. Gene Ontology annotation, molecular function: serine-type endopeptidase activity. The transcript has 8 exons.
AUUAUGAUUCGGUUGAUGUAAACUUUUUUUAUAGCUUUCAAAGCAAGAUAGAAUAGCAUGUUAUGUAGUAUUAAUAAUAAAAGUAAUGUUAAAAAAAGACCAACAAAACAUUGUAAAAUUUUCCAAAAUGAUCGGUUCUGGAUCUCGCACUAUGAACGACCUGUAUAAAGUACACACAGUACAAGACGUGUCCAACCACCCCGCGUGGAGUAAACUGGAGCAUUAUGAAUGUGGGGACAGUGCUGCAGACCGGAUUAUCGGUGGGGUUAAUGCGGCGCUGGGGCAGUACCCUUGGAUCGCAAGAUUGGGGUAUAAAGUUUCAGAUGAUCCCGACUUGGACUGGAUGUGCGGUGGGGCUAUCGUGACCGACCAGCACGUGCUUACAGCCGCCCACUGCGUCACUACUCCAGAGGACGACUACACACUACAAUAUGUACGACUAGGCGAACACGACGAUCGCCAGGAUCCCGAUUGUGUCCGGAACAUAUGCGCGCCUAAGAUUCAGGACAGAAAAGUGAAGAAAGCUACAAUACACCCCUUGUACAAUAAGCCGUUAUUUCACAAUGAUAUCGCCAUUAUUGAAUUGGACCAACCACUCGAUAUUCAUAAUUAUGUGGCACCGAUUUGCCUUCCUCGUAAUGAAGAACAGAUGAGUAUCCUGAAGAUGGGAGACAUGGUGACUGUGGCAGGCUGGGGCAAGACCAACAUGACUACGCAGCACAGGGCUAAUAUUCUGCAGACUCUCAAAUUACCAGUAGUAGAUCAGAAUGCCUGUAGCAAUUUUGGAUCAGCAUUUAGUAUGACAGAUUCGGAGAUUUGCGCUGGCGCACAAUUCAAUAGGGACGCAUGCGGCGGCGACUCGGGUGGACCGCUCAUGAAGGUCUUUGAUACAAUGGAUGGUCCCAAAAACUUCUUAGUAGGUAUCGUGUCGUUUGGACCGACGAUUUGUGGCACCACCAAGCCAGGCGUGUAUACUUCAGUGCCGCAUUUCAUGAACUGGAUUCUGGACAAUUUAAUAUAAUCUCUAGAUCAAUAAUGAACAUAAAUUUACUUUUAAUCUGUAUUUAAUAAGAAUUAUUAACACAGAAAGCGUUUAUUUCAGUACGGGCGUGACUUAUUUCUUAACUAAUUAACAUAAACGUACGUAGGUAAGUAUAACAAAAUGUUUCAGCCCCCGUUGCAUGGCACAGGCGGGGACAGGACAUUUGCGCGUUUUUUGAACGAUUACGUACGUUCUUACCAUGAUUUGAUUGAUCUACGAGAUCAGCCUGUAAGUUUAUACCUAAGUUGGUAAAAAAAAUACCUAUACAUAGGUGAAAAAUUUAUCGAAGCAUAUAGUGAUAUGAAUUUAUUUGUUAUACAGUUAAGGAACUUAAACAUUCUUAUGUGUAAUAAUAUCAAUAUCCAUCGAGGUAAAGCCCUUUGUGAUAUGAAUGAGUAGUAAAUUACGUAGACGUCGAAUACGCGCAACUAUUUUGAAUUCGCUUAAAGGCAUGGGUCGUUCACUGACAUAAAGUGGUGCAUUUAAUUGCGGAUGUCGGUAGACUAGACGUCAAUUAGGCAAAAAAUUGUCUUGUAUUGUUUGAAUCUCAGUCACAAAGAAUGAGUAGUGAUCUCAAAAUGUUCAUUAUUGUGUAAAUUUUAUGAUUGGUGACAAUGAUUCUAAUUUAUUUGGUGAUUUUUUUCUCUACAGAUAUGUUUUAUACAAUCGCUGUAGUAGAUAGGAGUAUUUUGCCGGAUAAAAUAACUUGCGGUCCGCUCAUCGAACAAGACAAGGUGGUUGGUGGAGAUGUGGCUGAAUUGG